Habropoda laboriosa is the source of this 1368-nucleotide messenger RNA. RefSeq lists its product as uncharacterized. Lineage: Eukaryota; Metazoa; Arthropoda; Insecta; Hymenoptera; Apidae. The record is from RefSeq and is a predicted model, not a curated record. The coding region runs from base 1 to 1368 and encodes 455 amino acids. The transcript has a single exon.
AUGACGCAGGUCAAUGAAGACGAACUCAAUGAGGGUUUCUACCUGCCGCACCAUGCGGUAAUAAAAGAGUCAAGCGAGACUACUAAAAUACGCGUAGUAUUUGACGCCUCCGCGAAAACUUCAACAGGAGUAACACUGAACGACACUUUGUUAAAUGGGCCGAUUUUACAGGAUACCUUAUACAAUUUAUUACUUCGCUUUCGUUCAUAUCAAUAUUUCCUGACGGCGGAUAUAGAAAAAAUGUUUCGUCAAAUUAGAGUACAUCGUGAAGAUAGAAAAUAUCAAAGGAUUUUAUGGCGCGACUCGCGAGAUAAACCAAUUAGGACAUACGAAUUGAACACAGUAACGUACGGAACCACCUCGGCACCCUUUCUAGCUGUACGUUGUCUACAGCAGUUGGCAGAGGACGAACAAGAUAAAUUUCCGGUUGCUUCGAAAUUAUUCAAAACGGAUUUUUAUGUAGACGAUUUGCUCACGGGAGCAGCCACCCGUGAACAAGCAUUAGUCAUACGUGAUCAAACAAUAGCAUUAGCGAAAUUAGGCGGUUUCCACCUAAGGCAAUGGACGUCGAAUGACGAAGGUUUAAUUGAGGACUUAGGCUCGAACAAUCAAGAACGCACCCUUUCAUUGGACAUAGGUGAGACCAGGAAGGCGUUAGGCAUUGGUUGGAAACCAAGAACUGAUGAAAUACGGUACAACAUAAAAACAACCAAGGGCCAUUCUCGACACACAAAACGUACAAUAUUGUCUCAGAUCGCGCAAUUAUUUGACCCAUUGGGAUUACUAGGGCCGGUCAUAGUUCGCGCCAAAAUUAUAAUGCAAAUGUUGUGGAAGGCUGACUUAGGUUGGGAUGAGUCGGCUCCCCAAUCAAUCCACAGAAUGUGGGUAGAAUUGGCAGACGAGCUCUCACAAUUAGUUACAUUCUCGACACCGAGGAAAACGGUUAUCGACAACCCAUUAGAAAUACAACUGCAUGGGUUUUGUGACGCCAGUGAAGCGGCUUACGGGGCGUGCAUUUACCUAAGGUCGGUUAACGACAAAGGUGACUGCCAGGUUAGUCUAUUAUGUGCAAAAUCGAGAGUUGCCCCGGUAAAAACGGUAUCAUUGCCUCGAUUAGAGCUGUGCGCUGCUAAGCUAUUAGCAAACUUGGUAAAGGAAACAAUUAGCGCGUUGAACAACAUAGAAAUUAAGAUAGUUAGAUUAUGGUCGGACUCAACCAUAGCGUUAAAUUGGAUUAGGACACCACCAUAUUCAUUAAAAACCUUCGUCGCUAAUCGGGUAAGCGAAAUACAAAAUCAAACAGAUUCUCAAGCCUGGCGUCAUAUUUCCAGUGCUGAUAAUCCAGCAGACUUCAUCCAUACAAACUAG